GCUUGCAUUUUGUCACUCAGGCCUUAGCCCAGAUGUCACCUCCUCCGAGAGGACUUCCCUGACCAGCCUGGCCAAAGUACAAACCCCAGCACUCGGCAUCCACGCCGCCGUGCUGCAAUGCACCGCAGCCUCCUUCCUUGGGUACUGUCUUGCCCCAUUCUGAGAUGUCUGCUCCAAGAGGCCAGGGAAGUUUGCCAGCAGCCCCAUUCAUUGUUGUAGCACCAGGGUCUAGAAGAGGACUGGGCAUGUAAUGGGCGCUCAAUAAAAAUGACUGGGGUGAAGGAGCUCGGGCCUGUGUAGUUCGCAGUGCCAAGCACUGCCCAAGCUAACAUGUGCAUUAACUUAUUUAAUCUUCCCCAUCAAGCUGUGGAGUAGGUUGUCACCAGCCCUAUUUCACAAGUGAGGAGCAGGUCUUAGAUUAAGCAGUUGUCCCAGGGCUGCACAGCUGGUAGUGGAGGAGCUGGGACUCAGGUGGGGGCCAGAUACAGCUCUGAGGAAGUAGAUUUAUCAGACCCACUUUCCAGAGGAGAAAAUGGGCCAAGGAAAGGAAGGAGUUGCCUGAGGUUGGUCUGUAAGUGGCUGCCUCUGGAUUCAAACCCAGGUCCCGCCUCCCAGUGGGGCCUUAAGCUCAUCAGACCCUGUUUACCUGGGCAGAGAAUUCCAACCCGCCCCGCGCUGGAGCUCAGGGGCCGGAAGCUGGAGGGGAGGGUGCAGGGAGUGGGCCCCCAUGAAUAAUAGAGGGUCUCAGACGGGUCUCCGCCCCGCAGCUGUUGCCCUCCAUCUGGCGGGGAGCGGGUGGUGGUGACGUCACUUCCUCCCGUGGGGGCCACUGGGGGCGCGGGUUAUAAGGAGCUGCCUCCCCGGCCGCACGGUGCGAGGACCCUGGUCCGGACGCCCCACCAUGCAGCGCCGCGAGCCCACCGUGCCGCUCUUGCUGCUGCUGCUGCCUCCUUUGCUGGCGCUGCUGCUCGGGGCGGCCACCGCGGCUCCCCUGGCACCGCGACCCUCCAAGGAGGAGCUGACCCGCUGUCUGGCAGAGGUGGUCACAGAAGUGCUGAUGCUGGGCCAGGCCAAGCGAGGCCCCUGCAUGGCUCUCCUCCACAAAGAAAUGUGUGAGACAGAGUCCUGCGGCUGUGGGUCCACUGACGAGAAAGGCCUCCUGGUUGGGGAUUUUAAAAAGCCAGAGGCUGGGAAGACAAGAUCCAGCCAGGAGGUGAGGGACAAGGAAGAGGAGGCAGCAGAAAGGACCCACAAGGCCGAAGUGCGGGAACCGGCCAUCCACGAGCAGCUCCACGGCCGGCUCCGCCAGAAGCACAGAGAGGAGGAGGAGGAAAAGGAGAGGGGGCCCAUGGAGGCCACUGAGGGCCCGUGGAAGCGGGUGGCAGAGCAGACCAGCGAUGAGGAGACAGCCCAGUUCGAGGCAGAGGAGAAGGGGGUGCAGGUGCUGGGCAGGGGCCACAGCCUGUGGCCGGGUGCCGAGGCGGGUGGAGAGAGACGCGAGGACCGCCACCACCUCCACCAGGCAGAAGCUGAGCCCAAGCAGGAGAAGAGAGAGGCUGCGGACAGGAGGUGACGUGACGUGGAACGGCUGGAGCACACGAGAGAUGAGCUGAAGGAGGUGACGGAGAUGCUGGGAGAGGAGCUCAGGAGGGCGGGCGGACCCCUGACCUCGUGUCCUCCUUCCUCACACACCCUACGGCUUAGGACUGUUGACCCCCAAACCCUUCCAGUCCGUCACCCCACUCUGCUCCCCAACCUGCAGGAGUGGAGAGAAGGGUGCACCUUGAAACCAGGCCUGAGGGGCCAAGUCUGAGCUGGGUAGAGGGGCUGGGCUCAGACUGACUCAGGAAACAGCCCUGACACCCGUCUAACGCAGUCCAACCCUCCCGAGUGAAUAAAGCACAAAGAA
Delphinapterus leucas (beluga whale) is the source of this 1909-nucleotide messenger RNA. NCBI's taxonomy places the organism in Eukaryota, Metazoa, Chordata, Mammalia, Artiodactyla, Monodontidae. The record is from RefSeq and is a predicted model, not a curated record.